AGAAGUGAUAGAAAUAAUAGACGAGAGGGGCAGAUGAGACAGAAGGGCGGAACCUAUAAAUUGUAGGGGCGGUGUUUUCCUGGAUUAUGGGCGGAGUUAAGUAAACCUCUGCUUCUGUGAUUGCUGAGGAAGCGUUGAUUAAACGGUGGGCGUGGCAAUAGUUGAGAAUGGGCGGAGCUCUCACCAUCCACUGACAGUAGCUGCUGUGAUUGCCUCACCGCCAUGGUUGAGGUUCCGCUGUGAGGAGCGGGAAUGGGGGCAGACUCGGGGCCGUGGCGCCUGGCCCGUUAUCUGCGGGACCCCAAUCACGUGGCUCGCUUCCAGCGGCUAUGCGGGGUGCUGAGCUGCGCGGGUCACCAGACUAAUGGGGCGUGCGGGGAAACUAACGGUACCGCUGGGAACCGCAGCAAGAAGUCGCAGCGCCGGAACUCUUUAACGGGCGAGACAGGCCAAGACUUCACCGUCCGCCGCCCUUUUCUCUAUUACUUGUUUGUGCUCGGCACCGAGCUGGGGAACGAGCUUUUCUACAUCUCAUUCUUCCCCUUCUGGAUAUGGAAUGUGGACGCGUUCGUGGGCCGGCGGCUGAUCAUCGUGUGGGUGUGGGUCAUGUACCUGGGUCAGUGCACCAAGGACCUGAUCCGCUGGCCGCGCCCGUCCUCCCCACCCGUGCUCAAGCUGGAAGUCUUCUAUAACUCCGAGUACAGCAUGCCCAGCACCCACGCCAUGUCCGGCACCGCUAUCCCUCUGUCCCUGCUGCUGCUCACCUACGGACGCUGGCAGUUUCCAUUUGCCUUGGGGCUGCUGCUCGCUGUAUGCUGGUGUUCCUUGGUGUGCCUUAGUCGUGUCUAUAUGGGAAUGCAUUCCAUUCUGGAUGUUAUUGCUGGUGUCUUAUAUGCAAUUCUUAUUUUAAUUGUCUUCCAUCCUGCUCUGGAUGUCAUUGACACAUUCAAUCUAACCUACAAAUACUCUCCUCUGAUCAUCAUAAGCCUUCACCUAGCAAUGGGCAUCUUUUCCUUUACGCUUGAUACCUGGAGCACUUCCCGUGGUGACACUGCUCAGAUCCUUGGCAGUGGCGCUGGCAUCGCAUGUGGGUCACAUGUUAAUUACAUGUUAGGUCUCCUGUCAGACACGCCUCCUGAAGCGCUACCUUUCACAACUCCGCCUAUCACUGUGACUCUGUUGGGAAAAGCCAUGCUACGCUUUUUAAUCGGAGUUGUGGUUCUGUUACUAAUAAGAGCAGCUAUGAAGAAGAUCUGCAUCCCUCUAGCCUGCAAGGUUUUUGGUAUUCCGUGUGAUGAUCUACGAAAGGCCAGACAGCGCAUGGAAGUCGAGCUGCCUUACCGUUACAUUACAUAUGGAGUGGUGGGAUUUGGCGCCAUGUUUAUAGUUCCUUUCCUCUUUACAUGGAUUGGUCUCCUUUGAUGGAGAUAUGUGUUUGGGUAAAACAAUAAAGCCGGAUGCAAGAGGUUUAUAAAGAGGGCUUGGUACAAUGUGGUGGAUUUUAUUUUUCCUUGACUGAUUUUAUUUUCGAAACCACUCCCUGCCAGCCUGGACCUUUUGUUCUAGUUUAUGCAAAUGCUUGCUGAAGCCCAGUAUAUUUAUCUAAUGCUUCAACGGGCAGAAUUUAUUGGACCAAAUUGGCUAUAAAACCAUUUAUUACAUUAUUGCUAAGAUUAUUGAGCUUUAGUUUUAAUCUAAAACCAAUUUAUUAUAUAUAUAUUUUUCAGAUUUUGGUACUAAAUUAAGUUGCUUUAUAAAUGUGCCUUUAUUUUGCUAAACUCACACGCCAUGUAUACUGUGAUGUAAGGAAGUAUACAAAGCCGAAUGUGCUCCAGAGAUUAGAUCUAGACAUGUUGUCAUGAAUUCUUCUUUAUAUUUGUAAAGUUAUACAAAUCGCAGAGCUUAUAUCUAGUAGAGAAAAGUUUUAUCCAUAUUUUUGGAUACUUAUCAACUGGUUUUAUUUAUUGGUUCAUUCAUUGUAUUUCCUAAUGGGAUUGAGACUCCAUUUAAUAGAAUAUAAAGUGUAGCAGUGAUCAGCGCUGGUAACUAAUUUAAUGGACAAUUCUGUUUCAGAAUAUAUCACAGUGGUGUGCAUCACGUGCACGUAUACGGUACGUUAAAAAAAAAUAUAUGAACCUGCCAUUUUGGAGAAAUUUGGGAACGAUUACCACAAUGGUAAAGAACCACUAGAAGCUUAAUGUGUUUUUAUGUAACCACUUGACUGUCGGAGGAAAUAGCAGUGUAUUGGAGCUGUCCUUGGCAGAUGAGGGGUUAUGUUUACAGCCUUAGUUUUCUGUUUUUAUUUGUGUGUUUUUUUUUUGUUUUUAAUCAGUUUUAUUUAAAUGUAAAAAAAAUUCUGUUUGGUAAAAAUAAUAAUCUUAAAGCUUGAAUGAUUUUCAUUUAAAACAUACCAUAAAGAGCUACAUUAUUAAUGUACUGGAUCUGUUUUAACGUGUGUAAAUGGUGUCUUUUUUAGACUGUACACAGGGGGCUAUGGUUGGCGCUUUCAUAAAGAGUAAAUGCAUCCUGCACGCUGACACUGUGUGAGAUGCGUGUAUUGUGAACGCUUAGGUAUGCGUUAACUGUAGGCGGAACAUAAUGCGUACUUUGUCAGGAGAUUCUAUGGUCUUACAAAUGUAGUCAUUUUGUAUUAAAAUAUCCUUAACAUUUGUUAUUCAAAAUAGAACUAACAACCUGAAUGAGUUUUUUUAACAAAUCAAUACAAAAUCAGUUCAUUUACAUUUCUCUAUUUUUAAAUAUAGAAUUUCAAAGAA
This is a messenger RNA of Bombina bombina (fire-bellied toad), 2774 nucleotides long. RefSeq names its product sphingosine-1-phosphate phosphatase 1 (gene SGPP1). Bases 253 to 1422 code for a protein of 389 amino acids. Gene Ontology annotation, cellular component: endoplasmic reticulum membrane. The transcript has 3 exons. Lineage: Eukaryota; Metazoa; Chordata; Amphibia; Anura; Bombinatoridae. Gene Ontology annotation, biological process: phospholipid dephosphorylation; sphingosine metabolic process. The record is from RefSeq and is a predicted model, not a curated record. Gene Ontology annotation, molecular function: sphingosine-1-phosphate phosphatase activity.